CGGCGGACCUGUUCCGGAAGUCGAAGGGAUCGCAGCAUUGGCGCAGAGCUGACAGCGUUUUGCCGUUUCUUUCGUCCUUUGGAACCGGAAAGACCAGAGCUCGGAGAUGUGUGGUAUAUGGGCCUUGUUUGGCAGCGAUGAGUGCCUCUCAGUCCAGUGCACCAACGCUAUGAAGAUCGCACACAGGGGCCGGAUUGCCUUCCGCUUCGAGAACGUGAACGGCUUCACCAACUGCUGUUUCGGCUUCCACCCUGCCAUUGUGGACCAGCUGUAUGGCAUGCAGCCCCUGCGCAUCAAGAGGUUCCCCUUCCUGUGGCUCUGCUACAAUGGAGAGAUUUACAACCACCACACGCUCAAGAAGCAGUUUGAGUUCGACUACCAGACCAAAGUGGAUGGCGAGAUUUUGCUGCACUUGUACGACCGUUUUGGCAUCCAGAAGAUGGCCUCUCUCCUGGACGGCGUCUUCGCCUUUGUCCUGCUUGACACCGCCAACAGAAAAGUGAUGCUGGGAAGAGACACCUACGGGGUCCGGCCUUUGUUCAGACUUCUUACCGAUGCCGGAUUCCUCGCAGUCAGCUCAGAAGCCAAAGGUCUAACGGAAAUCACCCACUCGAUGUCCACGCCUGCCAACAUUGUCCCGUUUCUCCCGGGGCACUUCGAGGUCUUCAACCUGAAGCAGAACGGGAAGGUAGAGUCCGUCCAGAUGGACCGCUUCCACUGCUGCACAGAAGAGCCUUCCCAUGCCGUCUACGACACUGCCGAGACGCUGCCUCCAGGUUUUGAUGAGGAGACGGUGAAAAGCAACAUCAGAAUCCUGUUCGAGAAUGCUUUACGGAAACGCCUCAUGGCCCACAGGAGAAUUGGUUGUCUUCUGUCAGGUGGUCUGGACUCCAGUCUGGUUGCUGCUAUGCUGAUGAAGCUGGCUAAGGAGGUGAAGCUGGAGUAUCCCAUCCAGACAUUUGCCAUCGGGGCCGAAGAUAGUCCAGAUGUUAUUGCUGCUCGCAAGGUGGCAGCUCACAUCGGAAGUGAACAUCACGAGGUGAACUUCACCACCGAGGAAGGCAUCCGAGCUGUCGAGGAAGUCAUCUUCCACUUGGAGACCUACGACAUCACUACUGUGCGCGCAUCAGUCGGCAUGUACUUGGUGUCAAAGUACAUCAGAGAGAAGACGGACAGUGUGGUCAUCUUUUCUGGAGAGGGCUCUGAUGAGCUAACCCAGGGGUACAUUUACUUCCACAAGGCCCCGAGCCCUAAAGCAGCCGCAGAAGAGAGUGAACGGCUGAUGAAGGAGCUCUACCUGUUUGACGUACUCCGCGCCGACCGCACCACUGCUGCACAUGGGCUGGAGCUCAGAGUGCCUUUCCUGGACCACAGAUUCACUGCGUACUACCUUUCCUUGCCGGAGGAGAUGAGAAUUCCCAAGGACGGCGUGGAGAAGCACCUUUUGAGGGACUCUUUCAAGGGUCUGAACCUAAUCCCUGACGACAUCCUGUGGAGGCGGAAAGAGGCGUUCAGUGAUGGCCUAAUGUCCAUAAAGAAGUCCUGGUAUACAAGCCUGCAGGAGCACAUUGAGUCUGAGGUCAACGACGUCCAGCUGAAGAAAGCUCACAAGACCUUUCUGCACAACCCACCCAAAACCAAGGAGGCCUACCACUUCAGGCAGGUGUUUGAAAAGCAUUACCCGGGCCGGGCCGAAUGGCUCUCCCACUUCUGGAUGCCCCGCUGGAUCAGUGCCACUGACCCGUCGGCAAGAACCCUGGCCAUCUACAAACCUGACAAGGACCAGUGAUCCACUGGAUUAGAUGUGGUUUCCUGCUUUGCUUUUGUUGUGUGUGUGUGUGUGUGUGUGUGUGUG
Molecule: messenger RNA, 1855 nt
Organism: Lampris incognitus (smalleye Pacific opah)
Lineage: Eukaryota; Metazoa; Chordata; Actinopteri; Lampriformes; Lampridae
Gene: asns
Product: asparagine synthetase
Cellular component (GO): cytosol
Molecular function (GO): asparagine synthase (glutamine-hydrolyzing) activity
Source: RefSeq, a predicted model, not a curated record